Molecule: messenger RNA, 11245 nt
Organism: Pocillopora meandrina
Lineage: Eukaryota; Metazoa; Cnidaria; Anthozoa; Scleractinia; Pocilloporidae
Source: the annotation of a GenBank genome assembly
AUGGAGGAUGAUGGUGAAAGCUGACAAGAAACCAAAGAAAAAGUGAAGAACCUCCUUAUCGACAAACUUAAUUUUUAGUUGGCUCCUGAAAUUAAAUGUGUUCAUCGCAUCAGCUGCCCAAGAAGACAGCAUGGAAUGCUAAAGCCUAGAAUGGUUGUCUGCAAAUUCACCAGCUACAAAGCGAAGGAGUUCAUUCGUAAGACAACAAGGAGAAUAAAGCCCGAGGGAAUUCACAUCUUUGAAGAUCUGGCUGAGGAGACAAUGGGGAAGAGGAGAGCUUAACCAAGCUAAGGCUCGCGAGAAGAUUGCCUACUUCUCCCUCGAUAAACUGGUGAUUAAAGAUAGACCAAAUGGUUUGAGUUCAAUGGCCUUUUCUUCUUCAUCUAGUGGUUGAACUCAUGCAUGUACAGACUUAUUUAUUUCUAUAUGAACAGCUGUCACCUAAAUUGUGUAACAGAAAGUUUCCUUGUGGCCAAUGCUUAAAAUACUCUGAUGAAUUGUAGGAAACCCUCUGACAUUGAACUACUGCCUUCCCUUGAUAUAAUGUCCAAAAUAUCUGGCCUUAGUAGUUUAGAUAGUUCUGAUAUUGAGUCAAACAUACCUAAUCCUAAAUUCUAAGUACUGUUACCCAUCAGAUUUUGAGAAACUGACCUUGUCAUCUUCAACAACUAAUUUCUUCUCAUUUCAUAUCAUUUUGAAUAGUCUUAAUGCCCAUCUAGGUGAUCUACAGACUACACUUGCAUCUUUGAAUUUUUAUUUUCAUGUAAUAGGUGCAAGUGAAACCAGGGAAAACUUUAAUACAGGUUUUAAAAUGAAUGUUGAUCUGGAUGGUUUCACACAACAUUCCCAAUCCCCCAGAUCUGCUGUCAGUUGUGUGGCAAUUUACACAAGUAGAUCUCCAAAUGCCUUCAAAAAAACUGACCCGAGUGUAGUUGAUGAUGAAUUUGAAACCAAAUUACGAAUAUUAAAGCUAAAAACAUCCUUUACUGUUGUGCCUAUAGUCACCCGUCUUUCAAUCAUGUAAGGUUUAAGGAACAUUUUGAGACAAUUUUAUCUCAGUUAUCAAGAGAAAAUAAGAAUAUCUUCCUUAUGGGAGACUUUAAUAUUAACCUAUUAAACUGUGAAAGCCAUCCAUAAUCCAACAAUUUCCUGCUAAUACUGAACUCUUAUUUUCUUCUUCCCUAUAGUUUGCAACCAACACAUAUUACUAUAAGAUCUGCAACCUUAAUCAAUAAUAUUGAUUGUCAGUGGUUUGAAUCGUAUGCUGAGUGUUGGUAAGCAUGUGUUGGCUUCCUAUAUACACUGGAGGUAAGGCAUCCACCUGGUUCUCUUGUACCUGUGGUGUUGAGGAGGGUCAGUUUGUUGUAGUUUUCUGUCUCCAUAGUGAAGCAAAUGGAAGGUUGUUUGUGGUUUAAAUGCUGUAGGAAGCUUUCUACACUAUAAUGUGCUACCAGCUAGGUGUCGUCUAUGUAAUGUUUCCAGAUCCUACAUGUAGGUUUUAAGGGUGAUGAUGUUACCACUUAUUCUUCAAAACUCUCCAUGUGGAGGUUAGGAACAACAGCAGAAAGGGGACUCCCCAUUGCUGCCCCUUCUUUCAUAGUUGAUUCAUUGUCCUGGAGGUGUGCAGGUCUCCUUAAAAGUUCAGGAGGUCCUUGAUUUGACCAUAGAUGUUUGUGUUAUGCAGUUGGGUAGGCUUAGAUCAUUCUCCACUUUCUGCCAAGCUGGCUUGUGAAGCUAUGUCAAUCAGAAUGUUCGUAGAAAACAAUUCUGAAUCAAAGAGCUCAAUGAUCUUGCUUUCUUGAAUCAUUCACCACUUCUGGCAGAUAAAAGUGGACAAAGUUGAACACCAUAAAAUCUAAGUAACUUGUUAGGGAAGACAAGAUGUUAGCUAGAUAAGCAGACAAAUCAUGUGCAAAGGUGUUCAUACAUGUAAGCAUUGGUCUCAGAGGUAUAUCAGCAAGGAUGAAAUUUCUGAGGAAUCAGAUGAAGAUUGCACAAGAAGUGUGACUGAUCAAGGUGGAUCUUGUGGCAAAUGGUUGCAGAGAACAGAACCUUUAAAAUGUGGCAUUAAAGAAAACGAUUAGAGAAACUCCACAGGAGGCUUAACAGUUAUUGACAAUGACAAGAUUGUCAAGUAGACAUGUUUAAUAACAGUAUUAAACAUGUAUAGUUGACAGAGAUAUAUCCAGGAUUGACCACUAAUGAGAUGCAAGCUAUUUAUGAUAAGCACCACAAAGUGUCCUCACUGAUAAAAGUUCACUAAAACACACAUAAUGCUGUGUCAAAUAUGAAGUAAUAUGAAAAUUACAAAUAACCUAGACAAAUAUGCAGUAGUAAUUGAACAAUACCUGCAUUCAAUCCUAGACAUAAGUGACCAAAAACACUGGCAAACCUUAUUAACAUUAGGCGCUUCUCUCCAAACAUAUAUACAACUCUUCCAAUUUCUGAAGUGGUCUAAAGUACAUUUUUUUAACAAUGUUAUUGCAAAUAUUUCUGGGAAAAGUUUGUUUUAAGUUUUCAAAAGAAGAACUAACACCAAGCCAAGUUGUCCAGAAAAUAAAUAUGAAGUGUGUGGAGGUAAGAAGGCCACCAAGAAGCCGUCAUACCACAACAAACAAAAAUGUAUUGAUAAUUCUAAGGACAAACUUACUGCUACUUCUAAUCUUAUUGUAACAGUUCCACUGUACCAUAGUUCACGUUUAUAUAUUUAUAUUUCUGCAGUUUUAGCCAUAUACAGACAAUGGAGCAGGAAUCCAAAAUAUCCAUAUCAUUUCAAUAUCAUAUGCCAUUUUUACAUCUUGAUGAUGGUGUUUUACCACCCAUAGUAAUCCCAUAUCAGUGGCAGUAUGCUUGGAUAAUGUGGGAAUGGUAUGGUGCUUUAUCACCACCCAUAGCAUUCCCAUACCGACAGUAGUACGCCAAUGAGAUGAUAUGGGAAUGGUGUAACAGGGUGAGAACAUUCCCAUAUCAGAUCGCCCUUUGCUUGGAUGAUAUGGGAAUGGUAUGGGAUGGUGCGAUAUACAUAGCAUUCCCAUGGUUUUGCUAUGGUGUGAAACCAUAUCAUUCCCAUACUAAAAACUAUGGGGAAUGUAUGGGGCAGUACCAAAUACAUAGCAAUCCUAUAUUAAAGACAUUAGAAUUAAAAUCCUAGGGAGAUACUGCCAUCUAUGGGUUUGAUAUGGAAAGCAAUAACCCAUACAAAAUCCAUAUACUACCCAUAGCAGGGCCAUAGGUCAUACCAUACCAUUACCAUGCUUGGGCCAUAUAUGGUCCAUAUAACUUGAUUUGAUAAGGGAUAACUCAAAUAACCCUACUCAAUAAUAAUUAGCCAUGAAUAAUGACUUUUUCAUGCAUUUCAUUUUGGAAAGUAUGUAAAGAAUUUAUGAAAUGAAUCAUGGCUGAUAAAUAUUUGGUACCCCUCUAAAAACAAUGGCAAAACCAAUUCUUUAUUUAUUUACCUUCAAUGCUGCUCCUUUUAGAGUGCUAGCUCUCAUGAUUAAAUGAUGAUAGCCUCCCAUGACUUAAAUAUUGAAUAACAGCUGGGUGAAGAAAUGAUAGUGAAGGUUCACUUAGCAGAAUUGUCACAACUUUCAGCUCAGCAGCUAUGCAUCAAUCCCCUUGAUUUAAUACCGCCAUAGAAUCUGUUGGUUUACCCAUAGAGAAAAGAGAUCUUUCAACAUAAUCCAGAAUUUCUGUGAAGGAAACACAAAACAUUUGGGAUAUUGUCGUCACGUUGUCCAUGGAGCUCGAAAGAUUUACUGGUUUAAGGUUAAGUCGAGAUAUAUCAUGACAAAGAUAAAAAUCAAACUGGUUAAAAAGUUUUCUGCUAAGGAAACAUUUACCCUCCCCACAUCCCUAUCCCUAGAUCAAUAUGCCAAAUCUGAUUUUGGAAAAAAUUUUAUUCACACAUUCAACAAAUACUGUACGUCCAUAAAUAAGCCACAUGUGUUUUGUCUGGGAAUUAUCUCUAAACACUGCAAAGAGACCAUUGCAUACACAACCAGUACUGUUAAGAUAUAGAGAAAAUCUCGCCCUGAACAAAAAAAUUAAAGACUUGAAGAACAGGUCCAAGAGGAACAACGUGGUUAUAUGGGGUUUAAAGGAAGGCGCCGAAAAAGAUUGCAGCUCCGUAGAAGAAUUCUUAGAGGAAGAACUUUUCAGUAAGCACAUGGGCCUCGAUAAUAUUGAAGUCAUGCGAGCGCACCGUACGAAGAUCAACCAAGCGGCUGCGAGCGCUACCGCUCCGCAGUCAAGGCCUAUCCAUGUCUACUUACUUAGAUAUCCUGAUAAAGGACGAAUUUUAAAGGCUGCAGCGAACACCCUGAAAGAUAACCCUUUCUGCGACAGUCAGAUAUUCAUAUCUGACGACGUGUCAAAAUCAGUUCGAAGUGAAAGAGCCAAACUACGGAAAGAUCAUUUAAAGCAACUUAAAGAAAGAGAAGGAGUCCAGUUCGCGUUCAUCCCAUGGUCAGUUCCCGCGCAUAUACUGUAUAAAGAAAUCGAUUCUGAAGGUCUCAAGUCCUUUAAAAUCAGACAUGAGUAAUCCUUAUGUUGCUGUUUUGUUGUCAUUAUAUACUGCGUAAUUGUAUUUAUAGCUAAAUGAACUGUAUGAUUUAUAGUUUUGUUUACAAUUUCGGCGCAGGCAAAACUGCUUGUCACUUUUAAUACCAUAGUAUAAUACAACCAUUUGCCAUGGAGAUCUCGGCGAAAGUGUGCAGCAACCGAGAUGGUAAGUGCGCUUUCGUUUGUUUGUAUAUUUUGUGUGUUGUUGUUUUGUGUCUGUGUUGUACUUCUUGUUCAAAACUUAAAUUAUUCUCUUACUACUUUUACAAACACUACCACCUCCAGCACAAUAGUGAAAUGCCUGAACGCUUGAUCGAGCAAUUCAACGUCAUCGCGAAAUGUAACGGCAAAUUUGAUUGCCUUGUUAAUGAAAUGUUGUAUAUUCGCAUGCGUAAGCCAACACUGAACGUGCAAACGGAUUCCAUCCGCGCCAAGGUGUUUGUUUAAGCCGUUCAUUCUAAUUUAUGCUAUUCUUGUACCUUUCCUUAUUUGCAUGUUUUUAAACUAGUCUCUUGAUAAUGGAGUCACGAUGACCCCGAAACGUCGAGUAAUAAAUCUUUCCUGGUUUUUUCUAUGCCUUUGCUUUAGCAAAUCCCUGCUGAUCAACUUUUACAUUUGUUUUGCUAUUCUAUUCAUUUUCCGAGCAAAUAGCACCUAUUAUAAAUGUGAUAACACUUAAUUAUUCUUGCAUUAAGAAUGCAUAAUUCGAAAGCUAAGCCUGAAAGCAUCAAAUUUCUUUCCUUGAAUGUUAGAGGCCUAAGCAACUUUCAUAAACGUAGGGCAAUUUUUUCCUGGUGUAGAAAGCAAAAAGCCGAUUUAAUAUUUUUACAAGAAACUCAUUCCACAACAGAACGACAGGAUCAGUGGCGAAAAGAGUGGGGCGUUUCUAUUUUAUUUUCACACGGCAGUACAAAUGCUAGAGGUGUUGCAAUUCUCAUAAAGAAUAGUUUGAACAUUAUUAUUCAACAAAGUGAAAUAAGUUCGGAUGGCAGGUUUAUUGUUCUAAAAGCUGCUAUUAACAAUGAGAUAUACAUAAUUGCAAACAUAUAUGGCCCAAACAAAGACGCCGAUGCUGUCAAGUUUUAUCGUAAUUUAUCAAAAUUAUUAAGAAAUGACGAAUUUAGUAAUGAAGAAAACAUUAUUAUAGGUGGAGAUUUUAAUUGUCCUCUCGACAUCACACUUGACAAAAAAGGUGGUUUACCGAUUCCUCGAAAAUAUGUAAUCAACUCUAUAGAUGAAUUGCAAAAUGAAUUCAGUCUGCACGACAUAUGGCGCCUAAAAAACCCAACAUUGCAAAGCUUUACCUGGGGGCGUUGUUCACCUUUUUAUAUUUUGCCGACUAGAUUACUGGCUAAUAUCCGAUAAAUUACAUGAUUUGGUAACUAAGGUCGAUAUCAUACCCUCGAUCAAAACAGACCAUUCCGCUAUUUUUUUUAGAACUUGAAGAAAUCGAAUCAAGUGGAAGAGGAGCUGGCUUCUGGAAACUAAACACUUCUCUAUUGGCAAAUGAAAAUUAUAAACAUAUGAUAACAAACAAUUUACCGACCUGGCUGGAUGCAGGUAAAGAUAUACAUGAUCCCAGACUUUUGUGGGAUUGGAUCAAGUUUAAUAUAAGGUCAAACUCCAUCAUAUUCUCCAAACAAAUAGCUUCCAUUCGACGGAAACAAGAAGAGGAAUUAAAUAAACGUUAUCAGGAGGCAGUCCCAAUGUUUCACACAAAUCCUUGUAACAAUACGCGUCUGGCACUAGAAAAAUCUAAGCAGGAUCUUGAAGCACUGUACGAGGACAAAGUAGAAGGGAUUAUACUACGCGCAAGAGCUCGAUGGCACGAACACGGUGAAAAGAAUAACAAAUAUUUUUUUAAAUCUCGAGAAACGCAACCAUGUUAAAAAGCAUGUAAGAAAGCUGCACAUUAGCGGUGUAAUUUCUACUGACCCCUUUAUGAUUAUGGAUUCACAACGCAAAUUUUAUAAGAACUUAUAUCGUAGCAGAAAUGUUAAUCUAGAUAAUGCAGAAUCAUCGAUUUUUUUCGAUAGUCCAAAUUUACCCAGUAUUUCACAUGAUUCAAGAAUAAUAUGUGAGGGUAGAAUAACUGCGGAAGAAUGCCAGAACGUUCUCAAAACUUUUCCAACUGCAAAAACGCCAGGCAACGACGGGUUACCCAUUGAAUUUUAUAACAACUUCUGGCCAUUACUUAGUGAUACUUUGAUUAAUUCAUUUAAUGAAGCUUUUAUGAAGAAGGAAAUGUCCCCAUCUCAGAGACAGGCAGUGAUUACUCUUAUUGAGAAACAGGACAAGGAUAGGACUUACUUAGAAAAUUGGAGGCCAAUAUCCUUGACUAACGUCGACGCCAAAAUUGCGUCCAAAGUUAUAGCGACCCGUAUUGUCAAAGUUUUACCCGAAAUCAUUCAUAGCAAUCAAACUGGGUACGUUUCAGGUCGCUACAUAGGGAAGCCGCAAGAUCAAUUCUAGAUAUAAUGGAUUACACGAAAACUUAUGAAAUCCCUGGAUUGCUACUUUUUAUAGAUUUUGAGAAAGCUUUUGAUAGUCUGGAGUGGAAUUUUAUGUUCAAAUGCUUAGAAGUCUUUGGAUUUGGAUCCAGUCUUACAAGAUGGAUAGAAACCUUUUACAGUAACAUAACAAGUUGUAUUAUCAACAAUGGAACGCUCUCAGCUAGCUUUGAAAUAAAUCGAGGUGUAAGGCAGGGAGACCCCCUUUCUCCUUACUUGUUUAUCAUUGCUAUGGAACUACUAGCAGUCGCUAUUCGCUCAUGUUCAGAAAUAGAUAGAAUUAAAAUAGAUGAAAAAGAAUUCAAAAUGGUACAGUAUGCAGAUGAUUUAACAGCUUUUGUGUCGGAUAUCAGAUCUGCUCAAUACCUUUUUAAGUUACUUGAUCAAUUCCAAAAAUGUUCUGGCCUAAAGGUGAAUUAUACAAAACCGAAGCAAUGUGGAUUGGCUCUUCCCGUAAUAACAUCGAAACACCUCUAGCAUUGAAAUGGCGUAAAACUGUAAAAGCUUUAGGGGUUCACUUUAGUUACAAUAACGAAGAAUCAGUGCAAAAGAAUUUCUACGAUAAGCUCAAAGGAAUUAAAUCUCAGAUACGCUUGUGGAGUUGGAGAGGCCUCUCUCUGUUUGGUAAAGUUACAAUUAUUAAGAGUUUACUACUUCCUAAAGUUUUAUACAUCUCGUCAAUUCUUCCUUCUCCUUUGGAGUUCAUAAAGGCCCUUCAAUCAAUUAUAUAUAAUUUUCUUUGGAAGGGUCCUGAUAAAAUCGCCAGGACAGCAGUAAUAAAUGAUGUUGAAUUCGGUGGCCUAAAGGUAACUGAUUUUACAACGUCAAUUAUGUCACCCGACUUUCAUGGAUUGGAAGAUUUCUAAGCGAUAAUUUUAUCCCUGGAAAGCGUAUCUAUUACAUUUACUAAAACCUUUUGGUGGAGAAUUUUUUCUUCAUUGUGAUUAUAAUAUUAAUGACUAUAACAUUUCCCCAAUAUUUUAUAAGGAGAUGUUACACUGGUGGUCAGAUUUUCGUUCUAAAUUUGAUCUUGUAAGUCUACGUGAAACAAUCAUCUGGAACAAUCAUAACAUUAGAGUAAACGGCAAACCUUUAUUCUAUUAUAAUUAUAAUAGCGCAAAUAUUAUUCUUUUAAGCGACUUAAAAUUUGAUUUGAGUAACACAGAGUCCUUUAACCUUGCAAAACGUAAUGGUUUAAAAGAUUCCAACUUUCUGACCUGGACUGGUGUUCGCUGCGCAGUACCAAGUCAUCUAAGAAUUCGAUGCCACGAAAUUAAGAAAGAUCAUGUCAGAUCACUGCAAUUUAAAAUCGAUGAUAAAAUCUUUGAUCCAGCACUUAGCAAGUCUAGGGAUUUCUACGGUUUGCUUAUAUCCAGUAAGGCGACAGAGUCCAGAGGCUUCACAAAGUUGAAAUCUAAAUUUUCUAUUGAUGAUGUGGAAACAAAAAAGGCCUUCUCAUUAAUAAGGUCCUGUAUCUGCAAGACAUAUGUGCAAUGCUUUCAAUUUAAAAUACUAAAUGACAUUUUAUUCACAAAUUCCCGCUUAGCUAAGAUAGGUUUAAUACAAAGCGAUCUUUGCACUUUUUUUUGGGUUACUAGUGCGGAAACAAUUGAUCACUUAUUCUUUUACUGUGUUUACUCACAUGCAUUUUGGGAAGAAUUUGAAUCUUAUUGGAUCGCUAUAGCCAAAGAACAAAGGAAACUUGAGUUAAAGACUAUUUUAAUUGGUGUCACAGAUACUAAUUGUUCUUUAUUUAAUUACUUAAUCGUUUUAGGUAAGCUACAUUUAUGGAAUUGCCGUAGGAAUAAUAGUCUUCCUUUUUUCCCUUCGUAUAAGGAACUAGUUAAAAGAAAAUAUGAAACUGAAUGUCACAUUGCGGCUAAGUUUAAUGAUAGGAAGAUGCUAGAGGCUAAAUGGAAACCCAUUUUGAAUUAUAAUUUAAUAGAUACAUAGGUGUGUAAGCGAAAAAAAAAAAAACUGUAAAAAGUAGGGUAAGAAUUGCAGUCUAAGGAAGUAUUAUAUAGUAAGUAGAAUAAGUAACGUCUUGUAGGUGGUAUUGUAAGUAGUGUUCGUCUUGUUUUGUAAAGUAGUGUUCUUCGUGUUGCAAUUAAAAAAAAAAAAAAAAAAAAGAGAAAAUCUCUUAUUCCAAGAUCUUUUUCGCAAAUUCUCCUUAAACUUCAGCCAUCUGACAUCCUACAUGUGUUUUGUAUGGGCAUUAUCCCUAAAUAAUGCAAAUUUUAAAAGCAUUGCAAACACAUCCAAUACGAGUAAGGUUCUAAAGAGAGAAAAUCUUUCAUUCCAAGGAGAUCUUUUUUUCAAAAUCUCCUUAAAUUUGAGUCACCUGAAACUCAGCAACAAAGUUUUCUAGGUCUCAUAAUUAAUUCACGGCACAAAAAGGCAUACCUGUGAAGCACUCUCUCCUUGCUUCCCAUUGUCUAUCGAUGGUUCUCCAUUGACUGCAAGUUUAACAUGGUCAUUUGCACUUCAUUGCUGAUUUCGUUGAGCCUGUUUUAAAACAUCUUUCCAUAUGUUCCCCUGCCUGGUGUUCAUUCCAACUGUUUUUUUAACACUCGCAUUAUUGAGCAACCCAUGAAGGACAUCCUUGAUGCUCUCCUUGUUCUCAGGCUGAGGAACCUGUAGGGGUGGAUCUAUCAUGCUUAUACUUUCUUCCUUCAUACACACAAUUUAAAUUUUGUUCCUUUCCAUCAUUUAAUACGUUGCCCACCCAAACAUUGCAGCAUACAUCUGCACAUUCUGCUAAUUGUAAUUACAGGAAAAGAGAGAAAGUAAUCUGUGGGACAUACCUCUUUGACAUAUUCUUGACCGCUGAGUAUUAUGGCAACUAGAAGUGUGCUUUCUUCCUCCUCCAAUUUUAUUACGUUUUUAUUUCUUUCUGGCAUCCUGACUGUCUCUGACGAUGUCCAAUUUUAGCCAAGUUAUUAGUUAACAUCUCAGGGUGACUCAGAGGGUUGUUUCAACACUGAUAGCACAUUGCAAGGAUGAAUUUUAAACAUAUCACACUUCAUCACGAUCUGCCAUUUUGGUUUCACUGCCUGCCAUAGGAGAAAUUAUUUAUUUACUGGGCUGAGAUUCUCAAUUAAAGCUACUUCGACAUUUCCAUUAGAGAACUACUAAGAAGCAGAGACAUCAGUCCUAAUCCUGGACCUCGCAAAGGCAGAGAACCUUCUGUAAACUACAGCAUAUGUUUCAAAUCACUAACUAACAAUCAUCAAAUUGCUCCAAGCAAUAUCAAGUCAAGUCUAGUCAAGUCUUGUAUGUCUUCAAGUCAAGUUUUAUAUGGAUCAGAGUAAAGCUUUUGAUUUGAUAUUGCAUGACCUAUGGUGUUUCUUCACCUGGCCUGGCUCUUGUACACAAUUACAUUAGAGACAGGUCCCAGCAUAUGAGGAUAAAAGAUGUUACUACAGAUGUUGUUGUUUUCUCUAAGGGUGUACCCCUGGGAUCGGUUUUAGGGCCACUCCUUUUCAAUAUAUUUCUUAAUGAUCUGUUCUAUUUUCUUAAUUGUGCAAAUUUGUCCAACUAUGCUGAUGAUAACCGAAUUGUUUUUAAAGUGAUCACAAUCCUGAAGUGGUAAAGUCUGUAAUCAAUUGUGAUCCCCCUGUCACAAGUCAUAGGUUUGAUGAUAAUUAGCUAUAGUGCUCAAUCCUGGGAAAUGUAAAUGCAUUAUUCUUCGAAAAAGCUAUUCUAGUGAUCUUUCCUUUAGUAUAAAUGAUGUGCAGGUUCCAAUCAUAGACUGCUAUAUUUUCAUAAACACAUUUACCGGGAGAUGGUUUGAGCAGGCUAAAGAACAUAGCAUCAAUUUCCUUGAAAAUGUGCCUCUACAGCUUCUAUGUAAUGUCUUACUUCACUUACUGUUCUGUUAUUACUUUUAUUACUCUACUGUUAUUGUUUACUUUUACUUUACUUAGGUCCCUAACAUGCACUGCUAGGGGCCUAAUCGGCCUCAUUAACCCAAGUUGAAAUAAAGUUACUUACUUAGUAACUUACAUUCCACAUCAUUGUUGCCAGGGAUGAUCUCAUCUAUAAGCAAGACUGAAUCUCUACUUGCAAGGUCUGUUCUGGACACUUGUUCAUCAUCAUUUUUCUGUCUUUUUGGCAUAGCUUCAGCCAGGCUGAUCUUCCCACUCAUUGUCACUUUCAUAAAAAACUGGUAA